Symbiodinium necroappetens is the source of this 4620-nucleotide messenger RNA. Lineage: Eukaryota; Dinophyceae; Suessiales; Symbiodiniaceae. The record is from the annotation of a GenBank genome assembly.
AUGCCAAGUGGCUUCUCUGCUUACAAGCAGAUGGCCUGUGAAUGGACUGAGACGGACAACAAGGGAGGGACAGACUUCAAGAUCUACAGCAGCCUUGCAGAUGCUAUCGCAGACACGAAUGCGUGGUCUGAGUACGGCGGCUUUGGAAGUACGGACGUAGGCUUUCCAGGAACAUCGGGCCCUUCUUCUGCGUCAAGUGGCCAGUACAGCAGCAUACCCGUAUCGGAGUGCUCUUCGUCUUCAACCGCCACUGGUGUGGAGGGCAACUUCUACAUAUACGACUAUGCGUCCUCGGUGGUGCCUGGCACCUGCACCCGAAAUGUAGGAACUCUUGGCAGUGGUGCACAGUGCGAGGAUGAUAAUGGGCAGGAGAGUCGAUUGGGUUUCCUGAUGUUCACGAAGGAAUCUCGUGCAACAAGAUGGCAAUCAACCGCCACGUCCUUUGCGGAGAACUUUGUCUGUGCGCGCUUCACCGGUGUGGAGUGGCAGUAUUUGGAAGGGGCCACAUGGACUCAGUUCAUCCCAUACCCAACAGAUGUGCUCCUGGCUAGAAUAGAGUUCGACAACAACACGAUCACGUCGCUGAAAGGAUCGGAUGAAGAGUUUUACACGGUCAAACUGGGUUUCGUGGAUGGGGACUUGGACUUCACGCUCGGCACCAGUUCCGCCACAAUCGCCGGUACAUCUUUUGUUGCUCGGUGUGGCGAGGAUUUGUGGUGCCGCGGUGGUAUUCGCCCAAGCGGAACGGAUGGAACAUCGUACUGCUGUGCAAGUUCCUGCACAGAAUGUGGAGGUGCAACUUGUUCCAGCAACGGAGCCUUGGACAUCUGCUGCUUGAGCACUCUGCUGGAAGCUGGGCGGAUUUGUCGUGACCAUGAUGAUGUUUCAUGCUUGAUUCCGGAGUCGUCUGUUCUGUGUGGUGGCAGCCUGCAGCUGAAUAAUUUCGAGUCUGCGGCCACCAUGAAGCAGGCUGGCUGGACCAUUGACAGUGACAACGACGCCGACCUGUUUUCCCCAGAUUCUACACUCAAUGGCUGGUACAGGGGCUUUGCUUCGGGCUCCAAUGCCGGUGGGAUUAGUGUUACCCUCCGAGGAUAUGGGCAACUCGAUCUGGCCUAUGGAAAUGGGAAUUCUGUGUCGGGCACAACCAACCAAGUACAGGUACUCCUCGGCGGCAAUGAAGUAGACACCGCUGACUCCACACAGUCAGAAAAGACGGCCACAAUCGAUUUCACGGAUGGGGCUGUCUUGGAAAUCAAGGAUGCAGGCGAUGCCAUCAUUCUUGUCAAGGGCCUUGCCUUCAAGUGCUUGGUACAGGAUUUCUGGCCACGGGUGGUCAUCAGAAGUGGAGAGUUUGGUGCGCCGAGCACCUGGACCGCAUGGCCUGCGGAGGCCUGCUAUCUUGAGGAGGAGUCAACUGGCACUUGGAGCGGCACGGUGAGUGUCAGCAGCGGCUCGAUUUCGACUGCCAGCGAAGAUCUUUUCCCAGUGACUUAUACAUGCAGUCGAAACAACAUCCCAACAACAAGGACUGUCAUCGUGAAAGUUCGGGAUCCCAUCCAGCUGGUAGGCCUAGAGGCCAUGAUCGUCCGCCAAUCGGCUGGGGCAACCUUGGCAGACCCUGGUGCAGCAUGCAUCGACCGAGACUUGGUCCCGCUGGCUGUUUCCACUUCACCGUCAAGCAUUGCAUUGGACAACGUUGGCGAGUACUCUUUCACCUACUCAUGUACCGACAGCAGCAGCCGCACUUCCACAAAGAUCCGCUAUGUCCAAGUUGCACCUGCCAUAGAAUUGAAGGGGGACGCAGUCAUUGUUAUCGAAAAGGACAAGACAUGGAACGACCCAGGUGUACAGUGUGUUGAUGUCAACGGAGGAGAGACGUUUCAGGAUCCUGGGGUGUGCUGUAAGGAUAGCCACAAUCAGGUAUUGCCCUUCUCCAGCAUCUUGAAUACCGCGCAUUCCGACUGGAGCGGGUUGCAAACGCUCUUCUACAGCUGUACAAGUUUUGAUGUGUCUGAAAGUGCCGUGCGGACUCUCACCGUCAACAACGUGCCAAAGAUCUUCCUCACAGGUGAUGCUGAAACACUGUCGGUAUUGGAUAACCUAUAUGUAGAGGCUGGGGCAGUUUGCACAGAUAUUGAGGAUGGCCUCAUAACAGCUUGGGGAGCGACUGGCUUGGGGUCUGCGCAGAAGCUGCCUGUGCUGAGAGCGGGUGCAAGUGGGACGGUGACAUCGGGCGCAGCAGAAAAUAUUAUCGAUGGCGACGAGGCGAGCUCAGUCACUCAAGCUUGCGAGUCCUGCGUAGAGGUGCCACAGUCGGUGUAUUUGUGGGUGGACCUGGGUGCCGGCAAAGUUGUCCACCAGUAUGCACUGGCUGGAAGCGUGUCCGGAGCCAGCAUUUUAGUCGGGCCGGACAUUAACGUCGGUCCUGCUUGCAAGACUGGCAUCACGACCUCGCUUGGGAGUUCUUCGAUAGUGGAGUGCGAUGCUCCUUUGGCCGGCCGCUUCGUUACGCUGGUUGGGUCUGGUUCCUCCGCUAUGAAAGUGUGCGAGCUCACCAUUUACGGCACGGUCGGACCCGCAGCACCUGCUAGAAUCAAUAUCACAGGUACACCAGCAAGCUGCACUGGAGUUGAUGCUGUCGCACUGGAGCUAGCAGGACACAACGACAGCGCCUUGGGUGUCAUGUACUCUACGCAGAUGCCUGGCUCCAACAAUGAGUUACGGACAGAUCUAGGCACGGGACCUCAUCUACAGACAGAAGCUGUGGCCGGCAAAACUGUGGGUACUCCUGGUUCCGAGCGAUGGGUGCUGCGCGACUCAAAAUGGGUAGAGCAGGCCUAUGCCAGUGGAGGAGAGAGCUUUCCGCCAUUGGAUGGAAGCCAAUGGACUAUUUCCGGCACAGGUGCGACUUGCACGGGCCUCUCCUUUGCGAUCGAUCCCGAAGACUCGUGCAGCUGGCUGUUCGGGCCAUCCAGCGCCGAUGACCAGUAUGGCUGUGGGGAUAGCAGCGAGUGCAACACAGAGGGCUGCUGCUCCACGGCGGGUGGCCUUGCACGAUGUCCGCCCAAUCUCCCGAGGAUGUGCGAGGCACAGACCUGUGGCAGCGACUACUGCUGCAAAACGGAUUGUGCCUCUCACAGUGGGAACCGCUUGUGCAAGCAAAGCUCCCUGCCUGCUGUUACCAGCACUGGAAGCUCCACACUGGCGCGGAUGGAAGUGGUGAAUUCCGUCUUGCCCAACGACCCUGCAAUCUACAAGGUGACGUACACUUGCUAUGAUUCGGCGGGUGCGCAUGUUUCUGUCACGAGAACCGUGGAAGUGGGAUGUGAAGAUCCAAACCCUGGUGGAACCUAUGGCGGCAACCGCGUUGCUUGCAGCACGAUUUAUAAAGAGACAGAGAACGUUGCGAACUAUGAUGCCUGUGAGACUCUCUGCUUGUCGGCGAACAGCACCGAAUGUGUGGCCUACUCUUUCUUCACGAAUGGCACCUGUCAAUUUCUGACGCUCUGCACAGGGCGCUAUUUCAUGAUCAUCAACGGCACUGACCGGCAUGUGGCAUACUGCAGACGCGUGGACACAGCUCCCAGCAUUUACCUCGAAGAUGGUGUCAGCUGGUUCCUCUUGGGUGCUACAACUUACAGCCUGCCGAAGGUGAGCUGCUCUGAUUCUGAAGAUGCUGGAAACAUGGGAGACCCGACGGAUAACAUCAACAGUGUCGUGGAUGUGAACACGGCUGGGAAUUACAUUGUAACAUACACGUGCACGGACAGCGCCGGGCAGUCAACAACUGGAACACGGACAGUCACAGUAAAGGCAAACUGCUCGGUGCCUACAGUCGUGAAUCAGAACGACACCACCGGGUACUGUGUGGAAGGGACGACGUUUGCUCAUGGCACCACGUGCACGGGCGCCUGCAACUUUGGCUAUGCGCCACGCAAUCCAACUCAUACCUGCACAACCAAGUCAGACACCGAUUACGAGUCUGCGUUUGAUCCCUCUCUUAUCUUGUGCGAUGUCCUUCCUUGCAACGAGCCCUCCGUCGCGAAUUCUGCUGUCAGUCCUACGGAUGGCCAACCGAAGGCCUGUCAAGAGAGCAAUACCGCCCGUGAGAUUCCGGAUUCCAGCGUGUGCACUCCGCAGUGUGCCGAUGGCUAUGUUCCGCGGGUUCCAGGUGUUGGUUCGGGUGCUACGCUGGCCUGCUCAGCCAAGAUUUUGGACCCACCGACCUUUGUGUGUGAGCUGCCGGCCGCCUCUCCGUUGUCGAUCUUCGCGCCUUCCAGACCCAAGCCAGAAGGCGCUGUGGAUAUCACGCUCCAGUUUGCUACUGGCACGGCCAAUGAUUGCGCUUGGUCUGGAUUCAUCUUUGAGGGCAAGGAGGUAAAAAGCGGCGAGACCACGACCUAUGGCGAGAUGGUCGGAUGUGAAAACAGCCUCUUCACGGCCCGAGAUGUGGUAACAUGCAUGGCGACCGGCUUGACGGAGGGUGGUGAUUACCAGUUUCGUGUCAUGGAGGUUUGUACUGACACAAACAUGAACAGCCCGUGGACCGAAUCUGAAGUGUUCACCCUGCGGUUCGUCAUCGUCCCAGCUCCUGGUUCGGCAAUCCGGAGAGCAUAG